Molecule: messenger RNA, 852 nt
Organism: Salvia splendens (bonfire salvia)
Lineage: Eukaryota; Viridiplantae; Streptophyta; Magnoliopsida; Lamiales; Lamiaceae
Exons: 1
Coding region: 1-852 (283 amino acids)
Source: RefSeq, a predicted model, not a curated record
AUGAAAAUAAAGAGAGUGACUGACCCGUUUGACGAGAUCGCGAAGGCGCGGAUCGUCGGCGUUGAUAUGACCCGACCCGAUUACUUUAGCAGCGGCAGCUACCACAGCCGGCCGGCCGCCGCCGACGAAGACGACGCCACCUCGCUCUUCCUCGGCUGCGACGCCCCGGAUCCAGCCGCGGACGGCGGCGAUGAGGAGCUCGAUCGGUCAAUGUGCGAGUCGAUCUCGGAGAGCGUCGAUCUAAUCGGACGGAUCGUGGAGGACGAGAGAGAUGCGUACAGGAAUCAGCUUAGGGUUCAGGUUUCGAGAGCGGCGGAGAUUUUCGCGUGCCUGAGAUCGAACAAGCAGAUGAUGCGGCGGAAUGUGAUGGCUUAUUUGAGGAAUUGCGGCUACAAUGCGGCGGUUUGCAAGACAAAGUGGGAGAGCACCGGCGGAUUGAGCGGCGGAAGCUACGAAUUCGUCGACGUCGUGCGGGGGGAUUCCGCAUCGAGAUACGUCGUCGAUUUGGAUUUCGCGGCGGAGUUCGCGAUCGCGCGGCCGGCGAGGUCGUACGAGUGUUUGCUGCAGCGAUUGCCGCGGAUCUACGUGGGAACGGCGGAGGAAUUGAGGCAGAUUUUGAGAGCGGCGAGCAACGCGGCGAGGUGGUCGAUGAAGUGCGGCGGCCUGAUUUUGCCGCCGUGGAGGAAGCACCGGUUCAUGCAGAGCAAGUGGCUAGGGCCGUACAGGCGGAUGACUAGUCUGAUUUCAUCGGCGGUGAAUCGCAGUAACGGCGUCAAGUGCCGUGCUGUCGGUUUUGACGCCGCAGCUAACGGCGGUCGUUUGGUGUUUCCCGCGGCUGCUAGAACGAAAUGA